Messenger RNA from Aureobasidium vineae, 1191 nucleotides. NCBI's taxonomy places the organism in Eukaryota, Fungi, Ascomycota, Dothideomycetes, Dothideales, Saccotheciaceae. The record is from the annotation of a GenBank genome assembly.
AUGGAUUCUGGUAACCCUAGCUUGCUUGAUAAGGCCACUCCAACCCACAUUGCUUAUGUGAUUGGACAGUGGCAUUGCCACAAGAAGCAGCUUGGGUCUACGCACGGGCACGCAGAUUACCUCGGAGCGAGCUAUGGCCGCGGCUAUACAGACAGACACGGUGCCUUCGAUGGCUACUGUUACCUGGCCAAAAUCCUCACGUGUAUCUGUAGUGUAUCGGCCGAGGACCUCGAAGGUGCUAAAGAUCUCAAGAUCAGACCCGAACAAUGGGAGUUGCUGCCUUCGUUCGCCAUGCCAGAUCUCGAUGCCAUUGCGCUAGAAGGGGCUUCGACUUUCCUCAGGCUGUUGGUCCAAGCAUUGAACGUGGUCCUUGACCCUGGCUCUUAUGCUGGCGAGCUGGCUUUCCACCGAGUUUCGCCUCUCGAAUGUUUGUAUGACUUGACGGCCAGAUUGGUCGGCAUCGUACACUUUCUGCUUUACAACGGUCGUGAUGUCGACAGCGGAAUUGUGUUAUUUGUCGCAGAAGACUAUCUGCCUCCACGACUAGCAUUGAACAUUCCCAGCAUCUACCAUGCUUACAAAAUUUUCCGUCUUAGCGAGGCAUACUGGACCAAGGUUUUUGCCGCAUCGUAUCUACUUUGCUGGUUGUCUGCAAAGAUCUACCCCAUGCGCUCGCAGCAACCCACAGUGGCUGAGAACGACCGCGUUCGCAGGAAGAUUACCAACCCCGUGUUCUUCGCUCUCACACACAGUCUUGUAUGCUUCGCUGUGUUCAACGACCGACUGGAAGCUGCACUCUGGUCAUGGUUUGGUAUUUUAGCCAUCGCUGGCUUUACACUCGCCAUCUCGCCCACACCACCUCGCAUCAACCCUCCGAGAGACCCAGAGUUCGAAGUUGUUCUUCAACUGUGCUGUCAUCUUGCUUGCCUUGCAGUGUGCUGGCUGUUUGGGUUCUCGCACAUCUCGUUGGACCUCAAGGUUAAGGAUAAGAACUGGCGCGAUAGCCGCGCGCUCAUGGUGAUGACGGUGCUGCAACUCGAUGCGGCCAUGAUCUUUCUCGUCGUAGCAAGGGCAGAGCGGUGGUCAAUUUUGAGGUUUGGGCUUGUGGGCGCAAGUCUGAUUGGGAUGGCAUAUGUCCAUUACAUUGAGAUGUAUGCUCUAAUCGGAGGUACAAAAGCCUUGCUCAAUUGA